This is a messenger RNA of Glycine soja, 1349 nucleotides long. Its product is annotated as ethylene-responsive transcription factor WIN1-like. Gene Ontology annotation, biological process: regulation of DNA-templated transcription. The coding region runs from base 58 to 717 and encodes 219 amino acids. Gene Ontology annotation, molecular function: DNA binding; DNA-binding transcription factor activity. The transcript is spliced from 2 exons. The record is from RefSeq and is a predicted model, not a curated record. NCBI's taxonomy places the organism in Eukaryota, Viridiplantae, Streptophyta, Magnoliopsida, Fabales, Fabaceae.
UUUGUACCUGUCAACACUGAAUUCAAAAUCACUUUCCACCGUAUUCUCUCUCUCAGUAUGGUGCAAACAAGGAAGUUCAGAGGUGUCAGACAGCGCCAUUGGGGUUCAUGGGUAUCAGAAAUUCGCCACCCACUUCUCAAGAGGAGGGUGUGGCUAGGCACGUUCGAAACUGCAGAAGAAGCAGCACGAGCCUACGACCAAGCUGCGAUAUUGAUGAGCGGGCGAAACGCAAAAACCAACUUCCCAAUAGUCCAAACCCCAGAGGGUGACCCAAAGACAACGCUAACACCAACCGAUCACGAAACCCCAUCGUCGUCCAUGACCACCUCGAAGGAACUGGAAGAGAUUCUUCACGCCAAGCUCAGAAAGUGCGGGAAGCUUCCGUCCCCUUCCAUGACCUGCCUGAGGCUCGACCCCGAGAAUUCCCACAUCGGAGUGUGGCAGAAGCGCGCCGGCCAGCAUUCCGACUCCAACUGGGUCAUGAUGGUUCCUCCCCUCGGAAAGAAGGGUGGUGCCAACGAAGGAGGUACUGGAGAUGGUUCUUGUUCUAAUAAUCCCUCUUCGUUCUCUAAGUGCGAUCCUGCCCCGCAAGUGGUGAGACAGGAGCUUCUAAGGACAGAGAUGGACGAGGAAGAGAGAAUUGCGCUACAAAUGAUAGAAGAACUCCUCGGCAGGAACUGCCCCAUCACUAGCCCUUCUUUCAACAACUUAUAUUAAGGGGAAGGGUAUUUGAAGAAGGUUAAUUUUAUUCAUUUUCUUUAAGGAUCUCUAUAGAGAAUGUAUGCAAGUAACAUUCUCAUUCUAACACUUUAUUAUUAUUAUUAUUAUUAUUAUUGGCUCAAUUUUAUUAAAAAUCAUAAAUUUUAAUAGGUUUCACUUUUAAACCUGGGAAAGACUUGUUGACUGAAGUGAAAUUUAUUAAAAUUUGUAAUAUUUAGUAAAUUUUAGCCGAUAACAAAACAAAAACGUGUUAGAAAAAGAAUGUUAGAGAUAAUAUUGUUAGCAUUUCUCUCACUUAUAUCAUGCGGUUUUUUCAUGAGUUAGUGCUCACCUAAGAAGGGCAUGCUAUGCUAGGUUGCGUAAUAAGUAGAAACAGUAUGACUUAUGGUCUUUUCUUCUUGCUUUGUGGUUUUAGUCUUGUUACACUCGAUUUAUGUACUUCAAUUUUACACUCUCUUUUAUAGGAUAAAAAGAGAGGAUGUAAUCAUGGAAAGGAAAGUGACUUUUUGUUUGUCUUCUCCUUUUCCUUAAAAGAGAUGUGUAAAAAGAAAAGUAUAGAAAAUCAAGGUGUGUACGAAUAACCUUACAUUUAAACUAUUAUAUAAUAAAUUCUCUGAUAUUUGAUAUGA